UGCUAUUUAUUAAGCGACCAUGGUGGUAUACUGGUAUGCAUACGGCUACAAGUUGCGAGAGGCAGCAUACCAUCCACUCAGUCUCUACUUUGCACUACAACACAACAGUACAAGACACGAGCAGUUGAAGCAAAAAAUUCAAGCUCGACCAUGGCCGCCCAGUCCUCCUCCCCGGCAGACUCCGGCAGCAGCUCGCCGCGGCCUCACACCUACACCAUCGGCUACGCGAUGCUGCCCAACAAGCACGACACCUUCGUCCAGCCGUCCUUCCUGGACCUCGCGGCGCGGCACGGCGUCCGGCUCGUGGCCGUCGACGCGUCGCGCCCGCUCGUGGAGCAGGGCCCCUUCGACCUCAUCGUCCACAAGCUCUACGGCCAGGCGUGGCGCGCGCAGCUGGAGGCCUUGUCCACGCUGCACCCGGACGUCCCCGUCGUCGACCCGCCCGCCGCCAUCGAGCGCAUCCUCGACCGCUUCACCAUGCUCGACGUAAUCGCCGGCCUCGGCGUCGCGAGGGAGGGCGCCGUGGCCACGCCCGGGCAGGUCGUCGUGGCCGGCGCCGCGGCGCUGGCCGGCGACGACGCGGACCUGGCGGCAGUCCUCGGCGGCCUCCGGUUCCCGCUCAUCGCCAAGCCGGAGGAGGUCGACGGCAGCGCCGCGUCGCACGACCUGUGCCUCGUGUACCGGCGCGAGGGCCUGCGCGGCCUCCGCGCGCCGGUGGUGCUCCAGGAGUUCGUCAACCACGGCGGCGUGCUCUUCAAGGUCUACGUGGUGGGCGACCACGCCACCUGCGUGAUGCGGAGCAGCCUGCCGGACGUUCCCGACGCGCGCCUGCACGACCUUGCCGCCGACGCCGCGGCCCCCUUCGCCAACAUCUCCCUGCUCCCGCCCCCUGCCGCCGGCGACGUCGAGAUGCCGCCCCAGGACUUCGUGAACAGGGUCGCCGGCGAGCUCCGGCGGGCGCUGGGGUUGCACCUCAUCAACUUCGACCUGAUCCGGGCGAGCGACCCAGACGGCGACGCCAUCGCCAAGUACCUCAUCCUCGACAUCAACUACUGCCCGGGAUACUCCAAGAUGCCGGGUUUCGAGCCUGUUCUUCUUGAUUUUUUCUUGGAGAUGCUUCGCAAUACACCUAGUCAUGAGCAGCCUUGUCCGGGCGCUGGCUCUGGCUCUGGCUCUGGUCUACUGGGUGCUAAGGCACUCAAGGCAGAGGUCGAGCCCAGCUUCAUCCCGUCGGGAGCGGAACCGAAGCAAGUUCACGCCUAACAUCUUCAGCUCCGAAUCUAAUUUGAUCGGCCCAGAAAUUUACAGAGAACAAAUAACAGCUGCAUUGUACCCUUGAUAUCGAUCCAAACCAAGUUGCAUGUGCAAAAGUUCUUUAUGAUUCA
Molecule: messenger RNA, 1385 nt
Organism: Panicum virgatum (switchgrass)
Lineage: Eukaryota; Viridiplantae; Streptophyta; Magnoliopsida; Poales; Poaceae
Product: inositol-tetrakisphosphate 1-kinase 4-like
Exons: 2
Coding region: 151-1263 (370 amino acids)
Biological process (GO): inositol trisphosphate metabolic process
Cellular component (GO): cytoplasm
Molecular function (GO): inositol-3,4,5,6-tetrakisphosphate 1-kinase activity; inositol-1,3,4-trisphosphate 5-kinase activity; inositol-1,3,4-trisphosphate 6-kinase activity
Source: RefSeq, a predicted model, not a curated record